UGAACAAGAACUUUGGGCGGUCGGACGGACGGAGAGGAUGUAGUUGAAUGUUUUUAUAGCUCAACAUUGACAAAAAUGCUCAUUUGAAGCCGAAUUGAUUCUUGUAUAGCUGAAUGAUAGGCUUUGGUGGCGUGCAUAUGUGGAAAAAACGUUUGAGACACUGACAGCAUUGCAUAGACAGCCAGCGGGGAAGAAUGGCUGGAAGUGUUGUGUUAACGUUGGCUGUUAACUAGCUAGCGUUAGCACUAGCCAACCGACUAGCUAGCGUUAGCACUAGCCAACUGACUAGCUAGCGUUAGCACUAGCCAACUGACUAGCUAGCGUUAGCACUAGCCAACUGACCAGCUAAACCGUCACAUUCACUGCGCAUGAACUCAUUGCGUUGGGAUUUAUUAGGACUGGAAAUAUAGCUUGCUAGCCGCUUACAUUAUUACAGUUGUCUUACAAUAUUUAAUGCGUGGAAACACUUGAGCAUCACUGGUGCUUUUGUUGUGGAUACAGGAAGAACUUUCCAAUCCACACGACCAUCGCGUCAAACCCGUAGUUCACGAACAUGAUCAAAUUCAUAUGCCGUAUCAAUGCAUGAAAUCAAGAUGAACAGGAAGAAGGACAAGGGAUUUGAGAGCCCGCGGCCUUUUAAAUUGACUCACCAGGUUGUCUGCAUCAACAACAUCAACUUCCAAAGAAAGUCUGUGAUUGGCUUUGUGGAGCUGACCAUCUUCCCAACUGUGGUCAACCUGAACCGGAUCAAACUCAACAGCAAGCAGUGCAGGAUCUACAGGGUUAGAGUCAACGACCUAGAAGCACCAUUCAUUUACAAUGACCCUACUCUAGAGGUCUGCCACCACGAGUCCAAGCAGAGGAACCUGAACUAUUUCUCCAGUGCCUACACAGCAGCAGUCAGUGCUGUGGACCCUGAUGCAGGACACGGCGAGCUGGUCAUCAAAGUCCCCUCGGAGCUGUGGAAGCAAGGAGACGAGAUGAAUGUGCUGAAGGUGUACAUAGAGUUCUCUCUGGACCAGCCUAAAGGAGGCCUUCACUUUGUGGUGCCUGACGUAGAGGGGAGCAUGGCUGAGAGAGGAGCACACGUCUUCUCCUUCGGAUACCAGAACUCCACAAGGUUCUGGUUCCCCUGUGUGGACUCGUACUCUGAGCUGUGCACCUGGAAGCUGGAGUUCACAGUGGAUGCCUCUAUGGUGGCUGUGUCCUGUGGGGACUUGGUAGAGACUGUCUACACCCAUGACAUGAGGAAGAAGACCUUCCACUACGUCCUCCCCAUCCCCACCGCCGCCUCCAACAUCUCACUGUCUGUCGGGCCCUUUGAGAUCCUGGUUGACCCCUACAUGCAUGAGGUGACCCACUUCUGUUUGCCCCAGCUCCUGCCCCUGUUGAAACACUCCAUGUCCUACCUGCAUGAGAUCUUUGAGUUCUACGAGGAGAUCCUGACCUGUCGAUAUCCUUACUCCUGCUUCAAGACUGUGUUUGUGGACGAGGCCUACGUCCAGGUGUCUUCCUACGCGUCGAUGAGCAUCUUCAGUACUAAUCUGCUCCACAGUGCCAUGAUCAUAGACCAGACCCCCCUGACCAGACAGUGUUUAGCUCAGGCCCUGGCCCAGCAGUUCUUUGGCUGCUUCAUCUCCAGGAUGUCCUGGGCUGAUGAGUGGGUGCUGAAGGGGAUCUCUGGCUACAUCUAUGGUCUGUACCUGAAGAAGACCUUUGGAGUGAACCAGUACCGCCACUGGAUCAAAGAGGAACUGGACAAGAUGGUGGAGUAUGAGCUGAAGAUGGGAGGAGUUCUCUUACACCCGACCUUCGGUGGAGGCAAAGACAAGGACAACCCUACCCCUCACCUCCACUUCUCCAUCAAGCACCCUCACACCCUGUCCUGGAAGUACUACAAGAUGUUCCAGUGUAAAGCCCACCUGGUAAUGAGGCUCAUUGAGAACAGGAUCAGCAUGGAGUUCAUGCUGCAGGUGUUCAACAAGUUACUAAGCCUGGCCAGUACAGCGUCCUCACAGAAGUACCAGUCACAUAUGUGGAGUCAGAUGCUGGUAUCCACCCACAGCUUCCUCAAGUCCAUCUCCAACGUGUCGGGGAAGGACAUAGGACCCCUCAUCAAGCAGUGGGUAGACCAGAGUGCGGUGGUGAAGUUCUUUGGCAGUUUUGCCUUCAACAGGAAACGGAACGUUCUAGAACUGGAGAUCCGACAGGACUACACCUCCUCUGGAACACAGAAAUAUGUGGGACCCAUCAAGGUGACAGUACAGGAGCUGGAUGGAUCCUUCAACCACACGCUACAGAUCGAAGAGAACAGCCUGAAGCACGACAUCCCCUGCCACUCCAAGAGCAGACGAAACAAGAAGAAGAAGAUCCCUUUGAUGAACGGGGAGGAGGUUGACAUGGACCUGUCUGCUAUGGAUGCGGAUUCUCCUUUGCUGUGGAUCCGGAUCGAUCCAGACAUGUCUAUCCUGCGUAAGGUGGAGUUUGAGCAGGCAGACUUCAUGUGGCAGUACCAGCUCAGGUACGAACGGGACGUAGUGGCCCAGGAGGAGUCUAUUUUAGCACUGGAGAAGUUCCCCACGCCGGCCUCCCGUCUGGCCCUCACUGACAUCCUAGAACAGGACCAGUGUUUCUACAAGGUCCGCCGGGCCUGCUUCUGCCUCGCCAAGAUAGCCAACUCCAUGAUGAGCACCUGGACCGGUCCUCCAGCCAUGAAGUCUCUGUUCACCAGGAUGUUCUGCUGUAAGAGCUGUCCAAACAUCGUCAAGACCAACACCUUCAUCAGCUUCCAGAGCUACUUCCUACAGAAGACCAUGCCUGUAGCCAUGGCUCAGCUCAGAGACAUCCAGAACCUCUGUCCCAAAGACGUCCUCAACUUCAUCCUGGACCUCAUCAAGUACAACGACAACAGGAAGAACAAGUUCUCUGACAACUACUACCGUGCCGAGCUGAUUGAUGCCCUCACCAACUCCCUGACCCCGGCCAUCAGCAUCAGUAACGAGGUGCGCACCGUGGACAACCUCAACGGAGACGUACGCCUCAUCCUGGAGGAGAUCACACGGUCUCUUAACAUGGAGAAACUACUGCCCAGCUACCGCAACACCAUCACUGUCAGUUGUCUCAGAGCUAUCCGGAUGCUUCAGAAGAAUGGUCAUAUUCCCAGUGACCCCUCUCUGUUUAAAUCCUAUGCAGAAUAUGGACACUUUGUGGAUGUGCGUGUCGCAGCACUGGAAGCUGUGGUGGACUACACAAGAGGUAUACAUCAAACUAGUAGUAGUGAAGUUGGUAGGACACACCCUAUUCCCUAUGUAGUGCACUACAUUUAGCCAGAUCAACAUAGG
Salmo salar (Atlantic salmon) is the source of this 3341-nucleotide messenger RNA. The record is from RefSeq and is a predicted model, not a curated record. NCBI's taxonomy places the organism in Eukaryota, Metazoa, Chordata, Actinopteri, Salmoniformes, Salmonidae.